Gossypium raimondii (Peruvian cotton) is the source of this 1576-nucleotide messenger RNA. Its product is annotated as serine--glyoxylate aminotransferase. Gene Ontology annotation, cellular component: peroxisome. Gene Ontology annotation, molecular function: L-serine:pyruvate transaminase activity; L-alanine:glyoxylate transaminase activity. The record is from RefSeq and is a predicted model, not a curated record. The transcript is spliced from 6 exons. Bases 207 to 1412 code for a protein of 401 amino acids. Lineage: Eukaryota; Viridiplantae; Streptophyta; Magnoliopsida; Malvales; Malvaceae.
CAGGCGCAAGAUUCCAAAUACCUUCUCUCUUAUCUGCCACUUAGGAGCCACGCCUACGUUGAGUGCUUCUCCCGCUCUCUUAUAAAACUCCAAAUAUAUUUUCGAAGGCAAUCAGCAGCCUGCAACUCUUCUCUUCAUCCUUUUUCAUUGGAAGCUUCUCUUCCAAAGCUUAGAGUGAUCAGUGAUAUUUGUUGGAGGGAGAAAAGAUGGACUAUGUGUACGGACCAGGAAAGAACCAUCUCUUUGUUCCAGGGCCGGUUAACAUCCCGGAACCAGUUCUUCGAGCCAUGAACAGGAACAAUGAGGAUUACCGUUCCCCUGCCAUUCCUGCCAUGACAAAAAAUCUUCUUGAAGAUGUCAAGAAAAUUUUCAAGACUAGUACUGGAACUCCCUUUUUGAUUCCAACUACAGGAACUGGUGCAUGGGAGAGUGCACUCACUAAUACCCUGUCCCCUGGAGAUCGAACUGUAUCUUUUCUAAUUGGACAAUUCAGUCUGCUGUGGAUUGAUCAACAACAACGCCUCAACUUCAACGUCGACGUUGUUGAAAGUGAGUGGGGUCAAGGUGCUAACCUUGACAUUCUGGCAGAAAAACUUGCAGCUGAUCACUCCCACACAAUCAAGGCCAUUUGCAUUGUUCACAAUGAGACUGCAACCGGAGUCACCAACAACCUGGCUACUGUGAGAAAAUUACUUGAUCAUUAUAGGCACCCAGCAUUACUUCUUGUUGAUGGAGUUUCCUCUAUUUGUGCCCUUGAUUUUCGUAUGGAUGAGUGGGGAGUAGACGUCGCACUAACCGGUUCUCAGAAGGCACUUUCUCUUCCCACAGGACUGGGUAUUGUUUGUGCAAGCCCCAAAGCUUUGGAGGCAUCCAAAAGUGCAAAAUCAGUUAGAGUUUUCUUCGACUGGAAUGACUACCUCAAGUUCUACAAACUGGGAACAUUUUGGCCAUACACCCCUUCAAUCCAGCUAUUGUAUGGGCUAAGAGCCGCUCUUGAUCUUAUAUUCGAGGAAGGACUCGACAAUGUGAUUGCAAGGCAUACCCGUAUGGGCAAAGCAACAAGGCUUGCUGUGGAGGCAUGGGGCUUGAAGAACUGCACACAAAAGGAGGAAUGGUACAGUGACACUGUGACUGCUGUCCUUGUUCCCCCUUAUAUUGAUAGUGCAGAAAUAGUGAAAAGGGCAUGGAAGAGAUACAAUAUGAGCUUAGGUCUGGGCCUCAACAAAGUGGCCGGAAAGGUAUUCAGAAUUGGACAUCUUGGAAACCUAAAUGAGUUGCAAUUGUUGGGUUGUCUAGCCGGUGUGGAGAUGAUACUCAAAGAUGUCGGAUAUCCGGUUAAGCUGGGCAGUGGAGUUGCUGCCGCCUGCGCGUACCUGCAGAACAACAUCCCUAUGAUCCCUUCCCGGAUCUAAUCAAUCUGUUAUGCUUGUAAUUAUGUUUCUUCUACCUCCUGCUUCAAGGUACUCUGUAAAAGAAAAAUGCUUCCUUUCUAUUGAAGCUUUCCAAAUCCAGUACUUGACAUGUUACUUAUUGUAGUAUGCUCUAUUUCAUAUAUGUUUAGUUUUGGUACAUCAAA